CAAACGAUAGCAAUCAAGGACGGACGUACAAUGAUUAUAUAAUAUACUAAUUGCACGGCUAUAUAGUACACCUCGCGGUGUUGGUAGUAGCGCGGGAUCAAUAUUUCGCUCGAAGCAACAACACCCGCGACAAUUAAAACACGCACGACCUAAAAAUCACAAAAGUUAAACGUAUGAAUUAAAAGCUCGGGAAAGACGAUGAAUGGCCGGGAUCUCGAGCGCCUGUCGCGGUGGUCGCUGCAAAACCCCGCGCCAGGAGAAACCCGCGACCUUCUGUAUCAGCGACAGCGCGAUCCGCACUAGCGCUCACAACCACCGCGGCUGGGAGACGAGGUUCGGCUGUUGCGCGGCCGUGAGUCUCAGCGUCCUCGAGGUUAAGCGCCUCCUACUGCUGACCCUCGAGAUGCUCAUGGACUCGCGGCCCAUCAGGUUUGCCGGUGCCCUCGUGCCCAUCGUCCUGAGCUUCGCCGACUCCGGGCUCGGCUUCCCCAUCGCCAUCGCCACCCUCUACGCCAUUCGCAGACACCAGGCGCGCCCGUGUUACCCGAAGCAGGGACUCCGGCGCGUCGCCUUGCUGUUGAUGGUCUGCGUGGUACUGAACGUAGUGACAGUCUGGCUGAUCGCUGGUCGAGUCAACGUUAGGACCGAGUCGCUGAGGGACGCCUUUCGGGCCGCUAUGAGGCUCUACACGACCAGGGCCUCCUACAAGUUGGCCCUCGACGAGCUCCAGCUCGACCUCGAGUGCUGCGGCUCGCUGGCCUACACCGACUGGUUCGCCUUCGACUGGCAGGUUAGUUCGGACUACGACGAGCCGGAGGCGUUGGAGUACGGUGAGCGGAGCGUGCCGUUCAGCUGCUGCAGGAGACGGACCAUGCUGCCUUGCGCUCACACGGACAUGCGAAGGGAUAGCACCCGGACGAUCAAUUGCCGCGGGUGCGCCCUCGUCAUCGGUCGUCUGCUCCUCAGGGUCGUCAUUAUUGGCUACUCGAUGACCGGUUUGAUCAUCGCCACCCAAAUCGUCAUUGUCCUUCUGCUGAUCAAAAUAAUACGCAAAGUGAUACCGGGCAUCUGUCCGUCCGAGUGCUCCUGUUGCGAGUCGGAUUUUCUGAUGAACGGCGCCAACACGAGCUGCAGCAGUAGCUCGGACGAUUGCUCGCCGAGUCCGAGGAAAUCGGGGAGUUACCAGAGGUACGGGAAAAAGUUGAAGACGCUGGUGAAGCCGCGAAAGUUUUGCCGGCGGCCUACACGCGUCAAGGGCUGCAAGAGCGCGAUUUUGGGGCAGUCGGUGACGAGCAGCCCCUGGACCUCCGACAGCUCGGGGCCACUGACCUCGAGCCCCAGCUGUGAACCAGCCGCCGAGUCAGCGAGGAUAGCGCCCAGCGCCCACCUCCAACACAAGCUGCCCCAGAAACACAAGGGAGUCCCUUGAAACCGGCAGAGCAUAUGUGAUCACUAAAUAAUGGGUCUUCGUCUUUGAGACGUGCAUCAACAGUAGAAGCCAGACUUAAUUGACGAUUGCAAAAUAGCAAUUGCCGCGGAGUCAGACACACGGUGCGUAUAUGUAUACCUAAAUGCAUGUAAAAAGACUUGCGGGCGGCUCUCUAUUAAGUAACGAACUGG
Molecule: messenger RNA, 1620 nt
Organism: Copidosoma floridanum
Lineage: Eukaryota; Metazoa; Arthropoda; Insecta; Hymenoptera; Encyrtidae
Cellular component (GO): membrane
Source: RefSeq, a predicted model, not a curated record